Messenger RNA from Rotaria socialis, 258 nucleotides. The record is from the annotation of a GenBank genome assembly. NCBI's taxonomy places the organism in Eukaryota, Metazoa, Rotifera, Eurotatoria, Philodinida, Philodinidae.
AUGCAUUUUCUCAAACUUCAAAUUCAAUACGGAGGCGAUGUAAGCGAAUUGAUCUUAUCGACCAAUUCAAGUGACCCAACCGUUCAAGAACUGCAACAACACAUUGAAAAACAAUUGAAUAUUCCAGCAGAAGUACAACGUAUUAUGUUCAAAGGACAAAAUUUACAUGAAAAACCCGAAGGAAAAUUACGGCGAUAUGGCAUCACAAACGCAAGUCUCAUUCGAGUUGUGGGUCGCAAACAGCCCAUACGACGAUAA